AUGACGGAUUUCAAACUGAAGAGAGCUAAGUUCGCGAGAACAUCGUGUAUAGGUGAAUUAGCUUCACUAUUGGAUUUGGCCAAUAAAGCAACAACAGAUUCUAAUCUCAGAACCUCAUUUAGAAUUCGUUUUACCGAGAUAGAUGAUGUUCGCGAAGAGUUUAAUAAACAACACCAAACUGUAACUUCAAUCUUGUUACAAGGUGAAGAUACUGAUCUCGAUUCAGAAGAAGCAAUAAAACGUGAAUUUCAAAAUGAUUAUUUUUCUGUCAAAACUAUUUAUACUCAAUUAUUUGAUCCAAAUGAAAAAUCUUUGAAUGAAUCGACGCAAUCUGUUUUGACACGCAAGCAGAGUCUUGCUUCUUGCUUUCCUCAUUCCUUAACUCCUAACAUUCGACUUCCGCAAAUAGAAAUAAAAAAGUUCAGAGGAGAUUAUACGCAAUUUGCUACAUUUUUGGAUGUAUUUGACGCCCUUGUUCAUAACAAUCAAUCGCUCACUGAAAUUGAAAAGUUCAAUUAUUUGAUAUCCUCGUUAGAAGGACCGCCUCUAUCUUUAGUUCGCACAUUGCCGAUGACUUCUGAUAAUUAUCAGAUCGCUUAUGACUCGCUGGUCAAUAGAUUUUCCAAUGAAAGGUUGAGAGCCCAAGCUCAUUGGAACGCAAUAGAAAGCACAGGCAAAAUCAAUUGUAAUAAUCAAACCGCACUUCGCAAUUUACUAAGUACAUUCACUGAAAAUUUGGCCGCACUAAAAAACAUGAAUUUUCCUGUAGAAUCUUGGGACUUUAUCGUGUUUAUGCUCUUGAUAAAACGCUUGGAUAAUUCAACUAUCGCACGCUUCGAACUUGAAAAUGGUUCCUCUAUGAUUCCCGAAUUCAAGACUCUACUUGAAUUUCUCAAUAAAUAUUGUAUUGCAAUGGACACUCUGGGUACAUCCCAUAAUUCUAAUAAUACCAGAACGGGUGAUUCAAGUAGUUCUUCCAAUUCAAAACAACGCAUAGGAACCUAUUUCUCUAACGACAAUAAGAAUCAACGCUCAAAAUCCACUUGUACGCUUUGUAAUCAAGACCAUUCGCUUCUCUCAUGUUCAAAAUUUAUUGAAAAAACUCCCCAAGAACGUCAUUCAUUCGCCAAGCAGAAACAUCUAUGUUUCAAUUGUUUGAGUAACAUACAUGAUUUGCGAUCUUGCAAGUCUGUGAAUACGUGUCGAAAAUGUCAUCAACGACAUCACACCUUGUUGCACCUUGCACGGCCCUCCAGUGAAACUUCCGCUGGAUCAGAGGAACCUCCUUCUACCUCUUCUGAUUGGGCAGUUUUGUCAGCAUCCGCUGGUGUCUCUCAUAAAACACCUACAGUUCUAUUGUCCACCGCGUUAAUUGAAGUCAGAGAUAAUUUUGGAAUGUUUCAUCGUUUUCGUUGCUUGAUUGACAGUGGAUCCAUGUCUUCUUUCAUAACUCGAAAGGCUGCGAAUUUGUUAGGUUUACCCCGGCACAAACUUGAUGUUGAGGUAAAAGGUCUUAAUUCCAUGAAAAUGAACGCUUCUUAUGGUUCUUUAGUUUUAAUGUUUCGCCCAUAUAAAUUGAAUAGUCCUGUUUUGUUGACAGACGCAAUAAUUUUAGACAGAAUUUGUGAUGAGAUACCUUCUCAUCCGAUUCCUGUUUCCGCUUGGUCCCAUUUAGCGCACAUAAAAUUAGCCGACGAAUCCUUCCAUACCCCUGGUAAGAUUGAUAUUUUAUUAGGCGCAGAUGUUUUUUCGAAAAUCAUGUUGACUGAACAGAUAAUUGGAAAACCUGGUCAAAUUGACGCUAUGAACACCAUUUUCGGUUAUAUUUUAAUGGGGAAGUUCUAUUGUAAAUCAAAACCAUCUAUAUCAACAUUUUUAACUUCAUGUUCAGAUUUCUCCACAGAUAUUUCUCUGCAAAAAUUUUGGGAACUUGACUCCUUGCCUUCAGUAGAACCGAUAUCCCCUGAUAACAAACUAUGUGAUCAGAUAUUUUCCGAUCAACACUAUCGCGACAGCGAGGGUAGAUACGUCGUUUCGCUUCCAUUUCGCAGUUGUUUGCCGCAGUUUACUGGAAUGCGUGAACUGGCGCUGCAAAGGUUCUUUACUCUUGAACGAAGACUUUUGAAAACGCCCGAUUUGUAUAAAUUAUAUGUUGAGUUUAUGCGGGAUUAUCUUGAAUCCAAUCAUAUGGAGAUUAUUCCUUACGACUGCAUUAAUCGAAACUCAUAUUAUCUUCCUCAUCACUGCGUUGUAAAAGCUCAGAAUAGUCAGAGUAAAAUUCGUGUAGUAUUCAAUGCUUCCGCAAAAUCUCCUUGUUCUGAAGAAGGUUCACUAAAUGAUCAUCUUCUUACCGGGAAGAAACUUCAAAGGGAUAUAAUUUCGAUUUUACUUCGUUUUCGGUUGCAUGAAUAUACAGUAUGCGCCGAUAUCCGACAGAUGUAUCGCAUGAUUCGUAUAAGGCCAGACCAUGCAGAUUAUCAACGCAUUAUUUGGAGGUUUUCAGUCGAUGAGGCACCUCAAGACUAUAGGUUACUCACAGUAACGUAUGGUGUAAAUAGUGCCCCAUAUCUAGCAUUGCGCACCCUCAUUCAGUUAACUGAUGAUGAGGGUCCUAAAUUUCCUUUGGCUUCAAAGGCACUACUCGAAAAUACGUAUGUUGAUGAUAUCGUUGCUGGCAAUUCGUCGUUGGAAGGAGCCAAACUGUUGCUCCAGCAACUAGUUGAACUUUUGAAUAGGGGUAAUUUCGAACUUAGAAAAUUUUCUUCCAAUUGCCCUUCCGUUUUGGCAGGAAUACCGUCUUCACAUAUGUCAGCUGAUCCUCUGACAUUUGACCAGGAAGAUGAACACUUUUCUUUGAAGAUUUUGGGUUUGCAAUGGGAUCCAAAGGGAGAUUGUUUUCGCUUCAGCUUUGAACCCUUGAAUAAAUCUUCUACAAAGCGACACUUACUUUCCCAAAUAGCUCGCAUCUAUGAUCCCAUAGGUUUUUUAGCUCCAGUGACUUUUCUCCUGAAGCACCUCUUGCAAAGAGUCUGGUCGUCAGGUAUUGAUUGGGAUGAUGAACUUCCUCCAGAUAUCGCUAGAGUCUGGGAUGCAUUCAAAUCCCAAAUUCAGAUCCUAUCCUCGAUCACCAUUCCUCGCAAACUUCUCUCCCCGAAAGCCAAGUCUUACCAACUCGUAGGAUUUUGUGACGCCUCUGAGAGGGGUUACUGCGCCGUGGUUUAUAAUCGUAUGAUUGAUGACAACGAUCAACCAAAUAAUAAUUUUUUAUGCGCAAAAACUAAAGUUUCUCCUCUGAAACGAAUAACAAUUCCGCGUCUUGAAUUGUGCGGUGCUGUACUGCUAGCCAAGCUCCUCUCAUAUUGCCUUCACGUAUUUCGGGAUUCUAUAGAUUUUUGUAAAGUUUACGCUUUCACGGAUUCCCAAAUCACAUUAGAUUGGAUCAAGGGAUCACCACAUCGGUGGCCUACAUUUGUAGCCAACAGAGUAGCUCACAUCCAGGAGAAGGUACCUAGUGCUUCGUGGUAUCACAUUGACUCCAAAAAUAACCCCGCUGAUGCCGGGUCCAGAGGGUUAUUGCCUUCAGAAUUCGCCUAUCAGUCCAUUUGGUUUGAUGGACCUCAAUUAUUGCACACGCCUUCAAGCUCAUUUCCUGUUAAUAUCGAUAUUGAUGUGACCACUCAACAGAACGUUAAUAAUUUUUGCUCGAAACUUUCAGAUAAAUCUGCCCAGAAUAUUAUAAUUUCUUUACUCGAUAGUAUUUCUUCGUUGACCAGAAUUCAAAGAAUUCUCGCAUAUGUUCUUCGCUUCACGCAUAACGCUAAAAAAGAGAGUGAUAAACUGUCUGGAAAUCUCACACUCCUUGAGCUAAAUGAAUCAUUGUUUCAAUUAGUCAGAGUCACGCAACAACAUGCCUUUUCAACCGAAGUUAAAGGGAACACUUUUCCCAAACAUUGGCAAAAAUUGAAAAUUUUUCUUGAUGAACGAGGUAUAUUAAGAGUAGGAGGCAGGAUUGAUUCAUCCUCGUUAUCUUUCGAGUCAAAACACCCAAUGCUUUUACCUAAAAAGAGUCGUUUGACAGCACUUGUCGUUGAUAUGUACCAUAAAAAAUAUUUACAUGCAGGACUUCGCACUCUUAGAUUUCUGAUUGCUCAAAGAUUUUGGAUCAUCAGUGGUAGAAAGGCCAUUUCUUCGGUUUUGAAUAGGUGUUUAAAAUGUUUCAAAAUUCGGCCCAAGCCAUAUCAACCCCCUAUGGGUGCACUUCCAAAACCACGGAUUUCUGAAGUUAAACCUUUCAGUAAUUGUGGAGUAGAUUUCGCAGGUCCUUACUCUAUAACUAUAGGUCGACAUCGUGGUGUCAAAACGGUGAAGGCUUAUGUAUGUUUAUUUGUUUGUUUCGCUACAAAGGCCCUCCAUUUAGAAUUGGCAACCGAUUUGUCCACUGAGACAUUUCUAUCCGCUCUCCAAAGACUUAUUGCGCGACGAGGAAGAAUAAGUCAUUUAUAUUCUGACUGUGGUACGAAUUUUGUCGGUGCCAAUCGAGAAAUAAUCAAUUUGAUGAAAGAUUCUGCUGAAAAGGAGCACAUACAGUGGCAUUUCAACCCCCCUUCAGCUCCGCAUAUGGGUGGUUUAUGGGAAGCAGGUGUGAAAUCUGUGAAAACCCAUUUGAGCAGAGUUAUAGGAGCUCAAAUUCUCACAUAUGAGGAGUUUUAUACGGUUCUUUGUCUCAUCGAGGCUAUAUUGAACUCUCGCCCGCUAGAAGCAUUGUCUUCAGACCCAGAAGAUGUGUCCGCCCUUUCACCUGGUCAUUUCCUUACCCUUGAACCACUUAAUGCCCUUCCUUAUCCCGAUAUUACCCAACUUCCCUUGAACCGCCUUAGUCGUUGGCAAUGUCUCCAGCGAAUUCAACAAGAUUUUUGGAAACGUUGGCAACGUGAAUACCUGCACACUUUGCAGCAAUGUUCCAAAUGGUACACGCCGGACAAUAAUCCUCCUAAACUUGGAGAUUUAGUGCUCAUCAAAGAUGAGAGGCUUCCUCCUUGCCAAUGGGCACUUGGACGAAUUUCAUCUCUGUCCAAUGCAAUCGAUGGACGUUCCCGCAUCGCCACUGUUAAAACCCGAUCUGGUUUCUUGAAGAGACCGGUUGUUAAGCUUUUCCCUUUGCCUGUUGAAAUUUGA
Messenger RNA from Harmonia axyridis, 5175 nucleotides. RefSeq lists its product as uncharacterized. The record is from RefSeq and is a predicted model, not a curated record. Gene Ontology annotation, biological process: DNA integration. Lineage: Eukaryota; Metazoa; Arthropoda; Insecta; Coleoptera; Coccinellidae. The coding region runs from base 1 to 5175 and encodes 1724 amino acids. Gene Ontology annotation, molecular function: nucleic acid binding. The transcript has a single exon.